This is a messenger RNA of Talpa occidentalis (Iberian mole), 1628 nucleotides long. It is a transcript of the gene ZNF24, whose product is annotated as zinc finger protein 24. The transcript has 4 exons. NCBI's taxonomy places the organism in Eukaryota, Metazoa, Chordata, Mammalia, Eulipotyphla, Talpidae. Gene Ontology annotation, molecular function: DNA-binding transcription factor activity, RNA polymerase II-specific; RNA polymerase II cis-regulatory region sequence-specific DNA binding. The coding region runs from base 241 to 1347 and encodes 368 amino acids. The record is from RefSeq and is a predicted model, not a curated record. Gene Ontology annotation, biological process: regulation of transcription by RNA polymerase II.
GCGGGAGUGAGGAGAGAGCACCUGGAGCGAGCCUGCUGGCCCCAACGCUGCAGAACCGUGGGCCUUCUCUUUCGGAAAACCCUGCGCGCUCCACGGGCAGGAUUCCGUGUGAAAACAAAAGAUUUCUUUUCUGUAGGAUGCUUGAGCCAUUAAUGAGGAGUGCUUGUGAAGAAAACGGAGUAUUUCUCUGACGCCUAUAUCCUGCUUUGAUUUUCUUUUCUUGAAGUAUUACACAUCAGGAUGUCUGCACAGUCAGUGGAAGAAGAUUCAAUACUUAUCAUCCCAACUCCAGAUGAAGAGGAAAAAAUUCUGAGAGUGAAGUUGGAAGAGGAUCCUGAUGGUGAAGAGGGAUCAAGUAUCCCCUGGAACCAUCUCCCUGACCCAGAGGUUUUUCGACAGCGAUUUAGGCAAUUUGGAUACCAAGAUUCACCUGGGCCCCGUGAAGCUGUGAGCCAGCUUCGAGAACUCUGCCGUCUGUGGCUAAGGCCAGAGACACACACAAAAGAACAAAUCUUGGAGCUGGUAGUGCUGGAGCAGUUUGUUGCCAUCCUACCCAAGGAGCUACAGACUUGGGUUCGAGAGCAUCAUCCAGAGAAUGGAGAGGAGGCAGUGACAGUGCUGGAGGAUUUAGAGAGUGAACUAGAUGACCCUGGGCAACCGGUAUCUCUCCGACGACGAAAACGGGAAGUACUAGUAGAGGAGAUAGUGUCUCAUGAAGAAGCUCAGGGAUUACCAAAUUCUGAGCUCGAAGCUGUGGAAAACCAACUCAAGUGGGCAUCCUGGGAGCUCCAUUCCCUAAGGCACUGUGAUGAUGAUGCUAGGACUGAAAAUGGAGCACUAGCUCCAAAGCAGGAAAUUCCUUCAGCAGUAGAAUCUCAUGAAGUUCCUGGCACUCUCAAUAUAGAUGUUCCUCAGAUUUUUAAGUAUGGAGAAGCCUGUUUCCCCAAGGGCAGGUUUGAAAGAAAAAGAAAUCCUUCUCGAAAGAAACAACAUAUAUGUGAUGAAUGUGGAAAACACUUCAGUCAGGGCUCAGCUCUUAUUCUUCAUCAAAGAAUCCACAGUGGGGAGAAACCCUAUGGAUGUGUUGAAUGUGGAAAAGCAUUCAGUAGAAGUUCCAUCCUUGUGCAACAUCAGAGAGUCCAUACUGGAGAAAAACCUUACAAAUGUCUUGAAUGUGGAAAAGCCUUUAGCCAGAAUUCUGGGCUUAUUAAUCAUCAGAGAAUCCAUACUGGGGAGAAACCUUAUGAAUGUGUUCAGUGUGGGAAAUCCUAUAGUCAAAGCUCAAAUCUUUUUAGACAUCAGCGAAGACACAAUGCUGACAAACUUCUGAAUGUUGUGAAAGUUUAAGAAAUUAAAAAAAAAAAAAUCAGCACUCAGGUCUUUUUCUUCAGAAAUGAAGACAAAAUAAACAAAAUGAUUCAUGAUAGUUUUAUUUCCCUAUAGACUGCUAGAAAAUCCACAGGGAAAUAUAGAAAAUUGUCACCCACCAUUAUUACUUUAUCUUGAAAGAAAUGGUGUCAUACCUGCCUAGAAACUGAAAAUUUAAACUUAAUUCAGGUGUUAAUGCCUAAAUAUUCCAUGUGAUGUUUAUAUUCUUAUUAUUUUUCCAAAUAAUGAACUACUUUAUU